Molecule: messenger RNA, 663 nt
Organism: Helobdella robusta
Lineage: Eukaryota; Metazoa; Annelida; Clitellata; Rhynchobdellida; Glossiphoniidae
Exons: 5
Biological process (GO): G protein-coupled receptor signaling pathway
Cellular component (GO): membrane
Molecular function (GO): G protein-coupled receptor activity
Source: RefSeq, a predicted model, not a curated record
GACGACGACGAUGAUUUAAACGAGACCAAUCAUAUUGAAACUAUCAUUGUGUCAAUUGUAUACGGGCUCACAUUUUUAGCUGGAAGUGUCGGAAAUAGUUUGGUGAUCAUCUGCAUUUUGAAAUUCAAAAAGAUGAGGUCGGUGACUAAUGUUUUCCUGCUGUCUCUUGCUUCUGCCGAUCUGUUACUCGUCUUCGCCUGCGUUCCUAUCAAGUUAGCGAAAUGGUUCACUUUCACGUGGGACCUGGGUGUGGUUCUGUGCAAACUCGUGCACUAUAUACAAAAUGUGUCCGUCAUCUGCUCCGUGCUCACACUGACGACCAUCAGCAUUGAGAGGUACUAUGCCAUACUCAGACCUAUGCAGUCCAGAUUCAACUGCACUCAUCACAGGGCGAAGAAGAUGGUCUGCUUCGUUUGGCUACUGUCAACUAUUCUUGCCACACCCAUUUUAUAUGGACAGCAGUCGUUGAGGGCAGUAGGUGAGGAUGGCGAUCUGUUCUGGUGCGUCAAGAUGUGGCCGUCGAAAGCUGUCGAACGCUUCUUUGAAAUCUGGAUGCUGGUGCUUGUUCUCAUCAUUCCACUUUCAGUCAUGAUCUUUGCUUACGUCGGCAUCUGCAGAGAGCUCUGGAACGUCAUGGCCAUGAGAGGAAGCAUGGUGGCCAGG